This is a messenger RNA of Cercopithifilaria johnstoni, 1095 nucleotides long. The record is from the annotation of a GenBank genome assembly. NCBI's taxonomy places the organism in Eukaryota, Metazoa, Nematoda, Chromadorea, Rhabditida, Onchocercidae.
AUGCUCCAAUCAUUAUCACAAAUAAUUCGAAACCGAUUGUUAUGUUUAUUUUUUAAUGGGAUUAGAAAAGUACAACUGUGCAAAUGGAUUAUUUGGAGCGGACGGAGAAAUUAUGAAAAGCGAUGGCAACAGUGGUUUCAUUGGCGACCGCAGUUUCUGAUGGCUGUUUCAGCAGCCAGUUUUUCAUUUCAGCAAAAUGGAAUCUCAGAUGAAAUGAUAUUGGCAGAAGCAAAGACGAGUACCGAUAUUGAUUGCGAGGAUUGGGAAAUAGUGCGUAAUGAAGAAAAUUCCAAAGUAUUACGACGGUUGCAUGUUGAUACGGGUUUAUAUGAAUUUCGCUGCUCUGGUUCUUACGAUGACAUAACGGCCAGUGAUUUUGUGGAUGCUCAAAUGGAUUUAGUUUUUCGGAAGAAAUGGGAUAGGAAUGUUGUAAAAUUGGAGCUAGUCCGGAAAGAUGAUAAUACCGAUUCGGAGCUUAUCCACUGGAUUUCUAAGUUUCCCUAUCCAUUAUACCCCCGUGAAUAUGUAUUUGUGAGACGAAGAUACAUUGAUGAGAGGGAUCGUUGUAUUGUGAUAGCAAAUUGUGCGAUAACAGAUAGUGCUAAUAUUAUUCCACGAUGUGAAAAAAAAUAUGUUCGCGUCGAAACAUAUCGGUCAAUAAUGAUAGUUCGAGCACAUAAAACUUUUGAUUGCAAAGGAUUUGAUUAUAUUCUUUCAUAUUACGACAAUCCUGAAAGUAAUAUACCGAAAUAUGCCUACAAUUGGUUGGUUAAUUAUGGUGGGCCAUAUUAUCUUCAUCAGGUUCAUGACGCUGCAAAGAAGUUAGAGCAAAAGCGAAUGGAAGUGUCGAUUAACACCGUUGAAAAGAUGGAAUUUUCGAGUAAAGCAUCGAAUGAUGAAAAAAAUGGCCAGCAAAAAGCUGAUUCGGUAAACUUAUCGACAGUGUCUGAAGGGGAAUCGAGAUCAGCAGAGGAAAAUUCGAAAACAGUCAAUACUGAUGACCUCGAAUCUAAUAUAUUACCUCUAAAUGUUCGAUUGUACGACAAGAAAUCAAUAUUUUCACCUGUGGAGGAGUUUUUUGUUUUUAUUGAUUAG